UUUGAAAAUACAAUACACAUGGCACAGAUCAUAAAACUUUUUAAGACACUGUUAAUUCUGAUACUUCAUGAUUACAUCUCAGCUGAAGAUGGAGAAACAAGAGCAAGCUGCAGAACUGCUCCGGCUGAUUUAGUCUUUAUCUUAGAUGGCUCUUACAGUGUUGGCCCAGAAAACUUUGAAAUAAUCAAAAGAUGGCUUGUCAAUAUUACAAGAAAUUUUGACAUAGGACCAAAGUUUAUCCAAGUUGGAGUUGUCCAGUACAGUGAUUACCCUGUACUUGAAAUCCCCCUAGGAACACAUGAAUCCACUGAAAACCUCAUCAGGGAAAUGGAAUCCAUACACUACUUGGGAGGAAAUACAAGAACAGGAAGAGCUAUUCAGUUUGCCUAUGACCAUCUUUUUGCAAAAUCUUCAAGAUUUUUAACAAAAAUAGCUGUUGUUCUCACUGAUGGAAAGUCCCAAGAUGAAGUCAAAGAUAUAGCAGCAGAAGCAAGGAAAAAUAAAAUCACUCUGUUUGCAAUUGGUGUUGGCUCAGAAAUUGAGGAGGAUGAACUUAAAGCUAUUGCUAACAAGCCUUCAUCAACUUAUGUAUUUUAUGUUGAAGAUUAUAUUGCAAUAUCCAGAAUUAAAGAAGUUAUAAAGCAGAAACUCUGUGAAGAAUCUGUUUGUCCAACAAGAAUUCCAGUGGCAGCUCGAGAUGAAAAAGGAUUUGAUAUUCUUCUAGGACUAGGUGUGAAGAAAAAGGUUAAAAAGAGAAUUCAAAUACCAACUACUAAUGCCAAAGCUUAUGAAGUAACCUCCCGUGUUGACCUGUCAGAAUUGACAAGGAAUGUGUUUCCAGAAGGUCUGCCUCCAUCCUAUGUGUUUGUUUCCACUCAAAGAUUUAAAGUAAAAAAGACAUGGGAUUUGUGGAGAAUUCUAAGCCUGGAUAAGAGACCACAGAUAGCAGUCACUAUUAAUGGAGAAGAGAAAACAUUAUCAUUCACUACAACGAGUUUAAUAAAUGGCACACAGGUUAUUACUUUUGCUGCACCUCGUGUAAAGACAUUGUUUGAUGAAGGCUGGCAUCAAGUUCGUCUCUUAGUAACAGAAGACUUUGUAACUUUGUAUAUAGAUGACCAAGAAAUUGAAACAAAGCCAUUACAUCCCGUUUUAGGUAUUUACAUCAGUGGACUAACCCAAAUAGGAAAGUAUUCUGGAAAGGAGGAAACUGUACAGUUUGAUAUACAAAAGCUGCGAAUCUACUGUGACCCAGAGCAAAAUAAUCGAGAAACAGUCUGUGAGAUCCCAGGAUUUAAUGGAGAGUGCAUGAAUGGCCCUAGUGAUGUAGGCUCCACGCCUGCCCCCUGUGUAUGCCCUCCAGGGAAACAAGGACCUCCAGGCCCCAAAGGUGAUCCUGGUCAGCCUGGGAAUCAUGGUUAUCCUGGUCAGCCUGGUCCAGAUGGUAAGCCUGGAUAUCAAGGAUCAGCAGGAACUCCAGGUAUCCCGGGAACUCCAGGGGUUCAAGGACCACGUGGCUUACCAGGUAUCAAGGGAGAGCCAGGGAAAGAUGGGGCUAAGGGUGACCGUGGACUACCUGGUUUUCCUGGAUUACAUGGCAUGCCUGCACCAAAGGGAGAAAGGGGUCCUAAAGGAGAUCAAGGAGUGCCAGGAAUAUAUGGAAAAAAGGGCUCCAAGGGAGAGAAAGGUGAUACCGGGUUUCCAGGAAUGCCUGGGCGAUCCGGAGACCCUGGCAGAAGUGGGAAAGACGGAUUACCAGGAAUUCCUGGUUUCAAGGGGGAAGUUGGACAGCCUGGAUCUCCAGGACAAGAAGGACGUCGUGGAGAGCCCGGAAUUCCUGGAAUCCCUGGAAAUCAAGGAGCAAAAGGACAAAAGGGUGAAAUUGGACCACCGGGUCAACCAGGAGCAAAAGGCUCACCAGGGGAAACUGGCAUGAUGGGACCGGAAGGCUCAUUUGGUCUACCUGGAGCUCCUGGGCCUAAGGGUGAUAAAGGUGAACCUGGACUACAGGGGAAACCAGGAUCACCAGGAGCCAAGGGAGAUCUAGGAGGACCUGGUGCCCCAGGUGAACCAGGCUACCCAGGCAUUCCUGGUACCCAGGGUAUAAAGGGGGACAAAGGAAGCCAGGGUGAAAGUGGUAUCCAGGGACGAAAAGGAGAGAAAGGAAGACAAGGAAAUCCAGGCUUACAGGGAAUAGAAGGAUUGAGUGGAGAACAAGGAGAGAAAGGUGAGAAAGGAGAUCCAGGCAUUCGAGGCAUCAAUGGACAAAAGGGAGAAUCCGGUAUCCAGGGUUUGGUUGGACCUCCUGGUGUCAGAGGUCAGCCAGGAGACAGAGGGCCCCCAGGACCACCUGGAUCAGAUGGAAAGCCUGCACGAGGAUUUUCAGAAGAAUUUAUUCGACAGGUGUGUUCAGAUGUACUGAGAACCCAAUUGCCUGCUAUUCUUCAGAGUGGAAGGCUACAAAACUGCAACCACUGUCAGUCCCAAAGUGCUUCCCCAGGACUUCCAGGGCCACCAGGUCCGAGAGGCCCCGAAGGUCCAAGAGGAUUUCCUGGUUUGCCAGGAAAUGAUGGUAUUCCAGGUCUGACAGGCGUCCCGGGUCGCCCUGGGGCUCGUGGGACAAGAGGGCUGCCAGGGAAAAAUGGUGCAAAAGGCAAUCAAGGAAUUGGGGUUCCUGGGAUCCAAGGCCCCCCGGGACCUCCAGGUCCAGAAGGUCCCCCGGGUAUGAGUAAGGAAGGACGUCCUGGAGAGCGUGGGCAGCCUGGUAAAGAUGGAGAUCGUGGCACACCGGGAAUGCCAGGACCAGUCGGACCCCCUGGAAUUUGUGACCCAUCACUGUGUUUUAGUGUAAUUGUGGGGAGAGAUCCCUUUAGAAAGGGACCGAACUACUAAUUUGUGAUAUAAUAAUUUAGAGGAAUAGGAAUGG
Molecule: messenger RNA, 2926 nt
Organism: Cygnus atratus (black swan)
Lineage: Eukaryota; Metazoa; Chordata; Aves; Anseriformes; Anatidae
Gene: COL21A1
Product: collagen type XXI alpha 1 chain
Exons: 29
Coding region: 19-2892 (957 amino acids)
Source: RefSeq, a predicted model, not a curated record